UCCCUCUCACUGUCUCCACCUACCCCUCUGCAUCUGUCCCUACUCAUGGCCACACCCAUCCACAGAAAUGCAAGUCUCUCAGCAGUGUCCUUGCAGGGGUUUGUGCUGGUGGGAUUUGGGGGAGGUGCAGAGACCCAGGCCCUGCUCUUUGCUGUCUUCCUGGCCUUGUACAUAGUGACUGUCCUGGGCAACCUCACCAUGAUUGUGCUCAUCACCCUGGAUGCCCGCCUGCACUCCCCCAUGUACUUCUUCCUCAAGAACCUGUCCUUUGUUGACCUCUGCUACUCCUCUGUCAUUGCCCCCAAAGCCAUGACUAUCUUCAUUUCCUCCUCCAAGGUCAUCAGCUUUGAGGGCUGUGCCACACAGUUCUUCUUUUUCUCCCUUCUGGUUACCACUGAAGGCUUCCUCUUAGCCGUGAUGGCCUAUGACCGCUUUAUGGCCAUCUGCAGUCCCCUGAGAUACCCUGUGACCAUGUGCCACACGGCAUGUGUUCGUCUGGUUCUGGGUACCUACUGUGGAGGCUGCCUGAACUCCAUUGUGCAGACCAGCCUCACAUUCCAGCUGCCCUUCUGCAGUUCCAACCGCAUCGACCACUUCUACUGUGAUGUGCCCCCACUGCUCCGGCUGGCCUGUGCAGACACAGCACUCAACGAGCUUGUCAUGUUUGGCAUCUGUGGGCUCAUCAUUGUGUCUACCACUCUUGUGGUCCUCAUCUCCUAUGGCUACAUCACAGUGACUAUUCUCAGAAUGCGCUCAGGGUCAGGGCGGCACAAGGUCUUCUCUACCUGUGGUUCCCACAUGACAGCUGUGUGCUUGUUUUACGGAACUGUGUUUGUCAUGUACGCACAGCCAGGAGCUGUGGCAUCCAUGGAGCAGGGAAAAGUGGUCUCUGUCUUCUACACCCUGGUCAUCCCCAUGCUCAACCCUCUCAUCUACAGUCUGCGCAACAAGGAUGUGAAGGAUGCCCUCAAGAGGCUAGGACAAAGACACAGCCUUGUGAAGGAGGGUGGGCAGUAAGGGGCUGUCCUAGGGCUAGAGGGGAGAUUUCCACUGAAACACUGUGCGGUCUCUUCCAUUCACCCAUU
Onychomys torridus (southern grasshopper mouse) is the source of this 1085-nucleotide messenger RNA. RefSeq names its product olfactory receptor 12-like. The coding region runs from base 46 to 1017 and encodes 323 amino acids. Gene Ontology annotation, biological process: G protein-coupled receptor signaling pathway; sensory perception of smell. Gene Ontology annotation, cellular component: membrane. The transcript has a single exon. The record is from RefSeq and is a predicted model, not a curated record. Gene Ontology annotation, molecular function: odorant binding; olfactory receptor activity; G protein-coupled receptor activity. Lineage: Eukaryota; Metazoa; Chordata; Mammalia; Rodentia; Cricetidae.